GUUUCCUCAAGUACUUUUCAGUCUGAUGCAACUAAUUCUACAGAAGCAUGUCAGAAGUCGUCAUUGUUUCAGUUUGCAGAGAUCUCUUCAAGCACAUCGCAGCCUGGAGUCCCGAGAGCUGUAAAACAAACGGAGGAGUCUGCGUUGUUUCAGUUCGCUGAGAUCUCAUCAAAUACUUCCCAGUUGUCAAGCCCUGAGCCAGUAAAGCUCUGUGGGAAGUCGGCACUUUUCCAGUUGGCAGAGAUUUCUUCAAGUACAUCCCAUUCAGGUCCUUCUGAUUUAACAAAGCAGUGUGGAACAUCAGCAUUAUUUCAGCUGGCUGAGAUGUGCCUUGCGUCAGAAGGAGUAAAAGUCAAAGAACCUGGGAAAACAAAAGUGGAAGCAUCAGAAGAUCUGGGAGGGGAAGUUCCAGAGGAAGUGGAAGCAGAAGAACUGGAGAAAACAGUAAAAGACUCCUCCUGUAAAGGAAAAGUAGAACAAUCAGAGAUAGAGAAAAUGCAAAACUGGGAUAAGACAAAAGCUGAGGAAUCAGAAACUGCACAAUGCAGAGAUUUUACUAGUCUUGCAAUGGAGAACAGACCUUUUGAGAGCAAUGAUAACGCAAAGGAUCACAUGUGCUGUUCUCCAGAGCUUUUAAUGGCUGACCUGAAUAUCCCUGGGCUAAAACCAGAAAAGAUAAAGAAGAAAAAGAAAAAAAAUAAGUUAGACCGGCACACAAACGAAAAAUCCACCCCCAAGAAACCUUGUAAAAAGAGGCAGUCCUCUGAGUCGGACAUUGAGAGUGUAAUGUACACAAUUGAAGCUGUUGCAAAGGGGGACUGGGGUGCCGAGAGACUCACAGAAACUCCCCGCAAAAAACCCCGCCCUGUCUCAAAUGUGAAGGGAAGCGUGUUGGAUACAAAAUCACCAAAGAAAAAAGUAAAAUCGAAAGAGAAGAAGACAUCAAAGGAGAAACCCACGGAGACUGCCAAAGAAUCAAAGCCUCCCGAUUUCCUUAGUAUUGCUGCCAGCAAGGAAGUACCGUGUGAGGCUCCUGAUAGCAUUAAAGUGGAACCACUGACCCCAACAGAGGAGGUGGUACCCCAAAGCUUACCAGGACAGGUCAAAACUGAGGACAAUGACUGUGUUAAAAAAAUAGAAACCUGUGGCUCCAGGAAAUCAGAGCGAUCUUGCAAAGGUGCUCUAUAUAAAACUCUGGUCUCAGAGGGCAUGCUCACAUCUCUGCGUGCUAAUGUGGACAGAGGUAAAAGAAGCUCAGGAAAAGGCAACUCGUCAGAUCAUGAAGGAUGCUGGAAUGAAGACAACUGGGCUUUUUUGCAAAGUGGAACAAGUGGGAACAAAAAACUGAAAAGGCCUAAGCCAAAGGAAGAGUUUGUUUUCGGCUUAGCAAAGUUGGAAGAGGAAUUUGAAAAGAAAUUCAACAGCCUCCCUCAGUACAGGCCUGUUACCUUUGACAGGAAAAAUUCAGCUGUUCCAAGGAAAAAGAGAAAGGUUGGAAGCGGCUCAUCUGAACAACCAAAAUCCAACAAAGGUUCAUUCCAGUCUCAGAAAAAGAACUCAUUCCACAAAAUUGUCAGCAAAUAUAAGCACAGAAAGGAGAAGCUUAUUGUUCCGGACACAGCCAUACUCUCAGAAGACAGAAAUUCCAGUGAGUCUAUCUGGAAGAAUAAAAUUUCUGUAUCUGCCCUAAACACUCCAGAGCCAGCAAUGAUGCAUGAACCUUUAGUUGGCAGCCAGAAAAGGAAAGCAAGGAAAACUAAGAUCACACAUCUUGUCCGAACAGCAGAUGGUCGAGUGUCGCCAGCAGGAGGGACACUGGAAGAGAAGCCAAAAGAGCUGCCACAAAGUACUCUUCAAAAAACAUCAAGUGCAGAAACAGAUUGCAACAGUGAAUGCUCCAGAAAUGCAGAGACAGAAGAAAAUCAUAGUAUUACAUCAGAUAUGCCAGCGGUAUCUGCAUUUUUUAGCUUAGCUGCUCUGGCAGAAGUAGCAGCCAUGGAAAAUGUACACAGAAGUCAGAGGGCCACGCCUCUCCCACAUGACGGACAGCCAAAUGAAAUGUCUCAGGCUCCAGUGCUUAUUUCCUGCGCUGACCAGUGAAGCUCCACUUUAUUGUAAAACAUUGUGCUUUACCUAAUAUCCUAGCCUUGUCUUUACCAAGGGAAGCUAGUCAGUCCAUACGAUGGAAACUAUAGACUGCAAGCAAGUGCUUAUUGCUCUGAGUGGCCCAGAAUUCACUGGAAGCCAGACGUUAGCAACUUGGGCCAGGUCCUCAAAUCGGAACCCAGUAUGUAGGCGGGUGAUAUUAAAUGUUUAUAAAUGAACAGAAAUGGAAUGAUCUCGAGCUUGCUUUCUAUUGAAGGCUUUUAAACAGUAAAUAGGUGGUUGGUGUGAAAAAGGCUGCCUUUACUGUUAGCUCACACAGCAUCUCUUUUACCAACCAGAGAGUACAGCAACUAGUUUCGUAUAAUACCUAGUUAUUCUAAAUGAAAAUAAAAAAAAAAGACAAA
Apaloderma vittatum (bar-tailed trogon) is the source of this 2510-nucleotide messenger RNA. RefSeq names its product bobby sox homolog (Drosophila) (gene BBX). The annotation marks the transcript as partial. Gene Ontology annotation, cellular component: nucleus. NCBI's taxonomy places the organism in Eukaryota, Metazoa, Chordata, Aves, Trogoniformes, Trogonidae. The record is from RefSeq and is a predicted model, not a curated record. Gene Ontology annotation, biological process: regulation of transcription by RNA polymerase II. Gene Ontology annotation, molecular function: DNA-binding transcription factor activity, RNA polymerase II-specific; RNA polymerase II transcription regulatory region sequence-specific DNA binding. The transcript has 11 exons.